AUGGUGAAAGUGACAUGUGCAGGAGCGUGCCAAGAGCACUUAGCCCGCGAGAUGCAGGCAACCAGGAGGGAGCGGGCCUACCUGAGAGAGGCCAAUGCGUGGCUGCGGUGGGAGGACAAGGAGGGUGAAACCCUGGAAGGCGAAAAUAUUUUCGCCAUCCAGGAUUUGCACGCCAGGGCCGCCAAAUGGUUGGCGGAUUCCGAGGACGAGGCCUACAUGGCCGGGGCUCGCUGGGAAGGAGGUGUCGGUCCGGACACCCCGAGAGCGCGCUGGGUCCGCGCUGUGAGGCGCGAGGCGCGCCAGUUCGAGGCCGAGGGCGAGCAGGUGCUCGCCCUCUACGAUGUCGAGGAUGCCUGGGCCCUCAGGAUCCUCUUCGGAGAGGAGCCCACCCAGCCUGACCUGACGGAGGAGGACUGGUCCCUGGAGCAGUGGGACUGAGAUCCCCCU
This is a messenger RNA of Diachasmimorpha longicaudata, 447 nucleotides long. RefSeq lists its product as uncharacterized. Lineage: Eukaryota; Metazoa; Arthropoda; Insecta; Hymenoptera; Braconidae. The transcript has 3 exons. Bases 1 to 438 code for a protein of 145 amino acids. The record is from RefSeq and is a predicted model, not a curated record.